CAGCUUCAGUGGAUCCAAUGAGCGGACGCCGCGUUCUGGGCCCAUUGCAGAAGGCAAGCCGGUGAUAAGGGCGACUGAGAAAGUGUGAACGCAAGAUCCUGUAUGUAUUUGCUCACAGCUGGUUUACAAAUAUCAGAAGAUAAUUGGCAGUUUCGGUCGUAUUUGGAUAAGAAAGCCCAUCAUGGCAAGGAUAAAGCUUCCAUUUGCUGCUCUGUUGUGUCUUUUUCUUGGAAUGUUGCCAUCUAAAACAGAGGCCGUGGCUGUCAUGUCAGUAGAUCUAGGGAGCGAGUGUAUGAAGAUGGCCAUCGUUAAACCUGGUGUGCCAAUGGAGAUUGUUCUCAACAAAGAGUCGAGGAGGAAAACACCUGCAGUCGUAUGUCUCAAGGAAAAUGAAAGACUUUUCGGUGACAAUGCAUUAGGAGUGUCUGUGAAGAACCCCAAAACUGUCUAUCGACACCUGCAAAAUCUCAUGGGCAAGAAGCACAACAACCCCCAGGUAGUCCUUUACCAGAAACGCUUCCCUGAGCACCAGCUGCAAGUUGACGCAGAGAGAGAUACAGUUUACUUCAAAGACUCAGAGAAAUUUCAGUACAAACCAGAAGAGCUCCUUGGGAUGAUGCUCAAUUAUUCUUGUGGACUGGCUCAGGACUUCGCAGAACAGCCUAUCAAAGAUGCAGUCAUCACAGUGCCGGCGUUUUUCAACCAGGCCGAACGGAGGUCAGUCAUGCAGGCGGCACAGUUGGCAGGUCUGAAGGUCCUCCAGCUCAUCAAUGACAACACAGCCGUGGCCUUAAAUUACGGGGUCUUCAGGAGGAAAGAUAUUGACAGCACAGGCAAGAAUGUGAUGUUUUAUGAUAUGGGCUCAGGGAGCACAACUUGCACCAUUGUCACAUAUCAGACUGUGAAAACAAAGGAUUCUGGGACCCAGCCACAGUUGCAGAUCCGAGGUGUUGGGUUUGAUCGUGGGUUGGGUGGAUUUGAGAUGGAUUUGCGCCUCCGGGAUCAUUUGGCAAGGCUGUUCACAGAGCAGAAGAAGACCAAGAAAGAUGUGCGGGAGAACCACCGUGCCAUGGCCAAGCUCCUCAAGGAGGCACAGCGGCUGAAAACCGUGCUUAGCGCAAAUGUAGAAUUCAUGGCCCAGGUGGAAGGUUUGAUAGAUGAAAUUGACUUCAAGGCCAAGGUGACCAGAGCCGAGUUUGAAGAGCUGUGUGCUGAUUUGUUUGAGAGAGUUCCCGGACCCGUGCAGGAUGCCCUCGCUGCUGCCGAAAUGAAUCUGGAUGAAAUUGAACAAGUGAUUUUAGUCGGUGGAGCAACCCGUGUUCCUAAAGUUCAGGAAGUGUUGCUCAAAGCAGUUGGGAAAGAGGAGUUGGGUAAAAACAUCAACGCGGAUGAGGCCGCAGCCAUGGGGGCAGUAUACCAGGCUGCUGUACUCAGUAAGGCUUUCAAAGUCACACCAUUCCUGGUCCGAGAUGCAGCUGUUUUCCCUAUUCAGGUGGAGUUCACUCGUGAGGUUGAGGAAGAAGGCUCCAAAACCUUGAAACACAACAAACGUAUCCUCUUUCAGAGGAUGUCGCCCUACCCUCAGCGAAAGGUCAUCACAUUUAACCGCUACACCGACGACUUUGCUUUCAACAUAAACUAUGGAGACCUCAACUUCCUGUCGCAGGAAGACCUCAGUGUGUUUGGAUCACUCAACCUGACAACAGUCAAGCUUUCUGGAGUGGGCAGCAGCUUUCAGAAGCACACAGAUGCAGAGUCUAAGGGCAUCAAAGCCCACUUCAACAUGGAUGAAAGUGGAAUCCUCCAACUGGAUCGGGUAGAGUCUGUAUUUGAAACUGCUGUGGAGGAAAAGGAGGAGGAAUCGACAUUAACGAAACUGGGUAACACAAUUUCCACAUUGUUUGGAGGAGGAUCCUCCGAACCUGCUCCAAAUGUGACGGAACCUGUCCAGGAUGAAGAGGAGGUUCCUACAGAGCCUGGAAUUGAUGGCAGGGAUGAGAAUGGAAAGGAGGAGACUGAAAAAAUGGAGGCUACCAAGGAGGAAUCGGCGAAAAGUACCACAGAAGAGGAAAGCCAGAAGACCGAGGAUGCAGGUUCCAUGACUGAUGACAAGGAGGAAAAGGACACUGAAAAGAAAUCUACAACAGAAAAGCAUGUGGAAAAGGUGGCAAAACCCCAAAAGAAGACCAAGAUCUCUGAGGACAUCACCAUUGAAGUCAUCCUCAACGAUGUCUUGGAUCCCACAGCUGAUGAUCUCGCUGCCUCCAAAAAGAAGCUGCAGGACUUGACUGAUCGAGACCUGGCCAAACAAGAAAGGGAAAAGAUGCUCAACAGCCUCGAAGCUUUUAUCUUUGAAACACAAGACAAGUUAUACCAGGAGGAUUACCAGCUGGUGGUGACUGAAGAGGAGGGGGAACAGAUGUCCUCCAAACUGAGUGAAGCGUCAGCAUGGAUGGACGAAGACGGCUACUCUGCCACCACCAAGCAACUGAAGGAGAAGCUUUCUCAGCUGAAAACGAUGUGCAAGGACAUGUUUUUCAGAGUGGAGGAGCGUCGCAAGUGGCCAGACCGCCUUGCCGCCCUGGACACAAUGCUCAACACCUCCAACUUCUUCCUGCGGAGCGCGAAACUAAUUCCAGAAGAUGACCAAAUUUUUACUGAAGUUGAGCUGAACAUGUUGGAAAAAGUGAUAAAUGAGACAGUGACAUGGAGAAAUGAGACUGCAGCUGAACAGGAGAAACGCUCUCCAAAAGAGCGUCCAGUACUGCUCUCCAAAGACAUUGAAGCAAAGCUUUCCCUGCUGGACAGAGAAGUCAACUAUCUGCUCAACAAGGCCAAGUUCGCCAAGCCGAAGUCUAAAGCCAAGGCCAAGAAUACCACCAGCUCUGAUAAGAGCAGCAAGACCAACGGCACGGCCGAAGAAAAAAUCAUCCCUCCCACUGAGGAAAGCGGAGACAAAAAGACGGAAAAUGUCGAAGAGGAGCCGUUAGGCAAUCUCCCACCCACCGAGGAAGGCACCGAUCAGACAGAAUCUGAUAGCCAACCACAGCUCACAGACGAAUCGACUACAGGAACAACAGAGAAUGUCAAACACGAGAACCACCUAGAAGAUGAAUUGUAACAACUGGAACUGGCAAAUGACUUACCACGAUAUUUAUUGACAGUGUACAUUUUUCUGAUGUGGAAAUGUUGAACAGCUGGAGGUGGAUUGGUUCCGUUUUGAACGGGGAGGAUUUGUCUUUCCCCCCCUGCUUUUCCUCACGUGUUGGGACUAUCAAGAGUAUCCGCGUCAUACGAUGAUGAAGACGUAGAAUUAACGUUUUUGGGGGUUUUUUUGUUCAUUUUGUGGAGGGUUUGUCAUCUGCGCUGUAUUUUUUUUUUCCCCCCCACAUUGAGAAUGAUUUGUCUUCUCUUCCCCCCCCACCCCUCUUUUCCUUACACGUUGGUUUGUCUUUUUCAGCACCGAAUACUUGAUGAUGAUGAAUUAACAGUUAAAAUUUUUGUGUUUUGGGGGGGGGGGGUCCUCUGCACUGUGUUUUUAUCCAUAUCCCUGUCAUGUCAUGUUUGCAUUCCCCCACAGACCCCCACGCCCCCUCAAGAAGAAAAUAUUUUUCACCCAAGCGUGUCAGCAUCAGUCAGUCGCUUCAAAGAAAAAGGCAAUUGUCAAACAUGAAACCAUUGUUUUACAUCCAAGGUUGACGGCACAUAGUUUAUUCAAACAAAAUCGGUCCAAUCGGCCGUUGCUUUUACUGUUCUUUGCUCUUCCAUACAAAUGAAGAGGAGCCAGGUACGCUCCGCUCCGUAGGGGAAAAACCUGUUGGAUUUCUGGCAGCCAGUGAAGACAUUUGUAAUAAACAUGAUGUAAUAAAACGUGUUUUCUUUGCUCGUUAAGCGUGGCAGUACAGUCAACCCGUGCUCUCAGUGACCAUUACGUUCCUGGACUACCGGUGAAUGAAAAAUCCUCACAUGAAUUUUAAUGCAUAAAAUAAACAAGUAAUCAUUGACAAUGUAUGAUGAUAAUGGAAUUAGUGUCAUAGUGAAGUUGCCCAUUGGCAUCUCCAUGGUGCAUUUUGGAGAAACUUUUUUUAUUUUACUUUUUGACCAAGAAUCCUGCAAACAGGGCAAUGAACACUGAAUCCCGAAUGUGCAGGGAUCCACUGUAGAACAUGGGGAAGAUAUUUUGCGACUUGAAAUUGCGUCCAAAUGCCUGCACCAAUGCUUGCUGACUGCACUGAUGCCAAUUCGAGCGUCGGGCAAUCUGCCUCCAAAUCAUUUGUUUAAGCUGUGCGGGUCUUUCAGCAAGGAAGAGGAUACUCCAGUAGCUCACUGAUAGUGAUAGAAGCUUGACUUGUCACAUGGAUACCAUAGAUUUCUAAAUGUGCAGGGUGAACGUUUGAAUGUCUACAAACGACUGCUGCUCUUCUGCUUAACGGUGGCCCUCAAAGACAUGGGGAAAAAAAAUAGCUAGCUGCUCCUUUCAGUGUCUACGAUACUUUCAGUUAUGACUUUACAAAGUACACCAUACUGACAAAGUGGCACAAAUAGAUUCUGAUGGCUUGCUUGGACUAUUGGAAAACACUUGGCUUGCAGGGAAUUACUUUUAAAGUUAGUGGGUUACAUGUCAAUGCUGUCUAAAUUGUAUUUGGGAACUCCAUUCAAGCUUGACUAAAUAAAGACUGAUGACACA
This is a messenger RNA of Dunckerocampus dactyliophorus (ringed pipefish), 4687 nucleotides long. RefSeq names its product hypoxia up-regulated 1 (gene hyou1). Gene Ontology annotation, molecular function: ATP binding; ATP-dependent protein folding chaperone. The record is from RefSeq and is a predicted model, not a curated record. The transcript is spliced from 24 exons. Gene Ontology annotation, biological process: endoplasmic reticulum unfolded protein response; negative regulation of hypoxia-induced intrinsic apoptotic signaling pathway; cellular response to hypoxia. Gene Ontology annotation, cellular component: endoplasmic reticulum chaperone complex. The coding region runs from base 182 to 3121 and encodes 979 amino acids. NCBI's taxonomy places the organism in Eukaryota, Metazoa, Chordata, Actinopteri, Syngnathiformes, Syngnathidae.